This is a messenger RNA of Emiliania huxleyi CCMP1516, 441 nucleotides long. RefSeq lists its product as hypothetical. NCBI's taxonomy places the organism in Eukaryota, Haptophyta, Isochrysidales, Noelaerhabdaceae. The coding region runs from base 1 to 441 and encodes 146 amino acids. Gene Ontology annotation, molecular function: calcium ion binding. The transcript has a single exon. The record is from RefSeq and is a predicted model, not a curated record.
AUGGUGAUGACGAGCUUCGACGACAACAACGAUGGCGUCAUUGACGCGAAAGAAGCUGUCGACGUCGCCGAGGACAUUGCCAAGAAGACGGCGGCGGAGCGGGAGGCCCAAAAGGAGGCCACAAGGGAGCGCAAGAUCUCUCAGGUCUUUCGGAGGUUUGCGAUGGUGCUGGUGCUCGCGCUGCUAGCCUCGGUCGGCAUCAAUGCGGGCCUGACAGCAGCGGUCGUCUAUGCUGUUAAGGACACCGAGGUUGACGGCGUCCUGCUUGUCUCGUCCGACACCGGCGACGUGCUCAAGGUGGGCAGCGCCGAGUUUGGCACCAGACCCUUUGUCGCUCCAGACGAGGAGUUGCGGCCAACAGGGCAGCACGAAUGGUGUUUGAGGAGCGCUCAAACGAUCCACACUACAUGCCACAUCUUUCGCUCAUUUAUGGGGACCUGA